Molecule: messenger RNA, 744 nt
Organism: Parnassius mnemosyne (clouded apollo)
Lineage: Eukaryota; Metazoa; Arthropoda; Insecta; Lepidoptera; Papilionidae
Source: the annotation of a GenBank genome assembly
AUGGAGCGUAGUUUUAUAUUAAUUUUAAUAAGUUUAAGUUGUAUUGAGUGCUACGGUCAAAGUAAUUAUUAUUUUGAAAAUCAUAAAUAUUGUGAUGACUUAUCUCCUUAUGUUGGUGAAAUUGAUUUAGAUCAGAUAUCCGGCGUCUGGUACGGCGUUGAAAAGAUACCUCACACGAAAGGGGAGUAUAAAAUUGAACACACAAGGGAAUGUUUCCAUAUUGAUAUAAGAGAAGUAUACACCGAGCCGACUCCGCCGACGUCUUACCUACCAACUACGAAUUCUCCAUAUGUUAAUCGUGCUUAUGGUCUUCCCGAGCGAUAUCGGAUCCGGCAUUUCAUCCUCGAAUGGAACGAAGGACUUUGGAGGGAAGAGUACCACAUCAAGGUGAAUACAUCGCAUAAAGGAUUUUGGCCAACGGACGUGCCUAAUGGAUCUGUCGAAAAAAUGUAUCGUUUCUUUGGGGGAGUAAUCCAGGUGUUGAAGGUAGCCAAGAACCAUUUGGUGCUGAAUUUUUGUAUGAGAUUACCCCAUUCGCAGCUGUACAGCGUUGUUCUGGCUAGGAAUGAAAAUCAGCUAACUCCUGAGGAUCUAGCAAAUAUCCAUAAUGUGUUCACCAUGAAACGCUUAUCCACGUCUGCUCUGAAGCGUGUUUGUGAGAAUUCAGCUGUUAAUCUUAAAUUAUCAGGGACUUUAUUUCUAAUUGUUUCGUUUUUAAUUUUAAGAUAUUGCUACUGUUUGUAA